Molecule: messenger RNA, 1197 nt
Organism: Sphenostylis stenocarpa
Lineage: Eukaryota; Viridiplantae; Streptophyta; Magnoliopsida; Fabales; Fabaceae
Source: the annotation of a GenBank genome assembly
AUGAAGAAGGUUAACGCGUUCAUAAACAGUGAUGUUCUCACUGAAAUUCUGUCCCGUGUUCCCGCGAAGGAGUUGCUGAGUUUGAAGCUCGUUUGUAAGGAGUGGCAUUGCGUGAUUUCGAGCCGGUCCUUCGCGAAAACGCAGCUGAGAACAACCGAGGUGGUGUUAACGGGGUUCAUUUUGCAGGAGAAGUUCAUGUGGUGCAAUGAGGACAUUAAAAUUGUUAGCUACAUUUUUGUGGAAGAGAUGGCAAGAGGGGGUUCCAAAGUGAACCAAACGGUUUUUGAUUUUCUGCCAGAAGAGGUUGUCAUGUUGGCCUCUUGCAAAGGGUUAGUGUGUUGCCGCAGCUGUUUCCCUUCUGAAAGGCCCUUUAUAUAUGUAUGUAACCCCUGGAGUAGGGAGUGGGUGAAGUUGGAGUGGCCUUGGGCCACUUCUCAGAAUGAAAUAACCAAUGGUCAAAGAAAUAUGGCAUUAGCAUUAGCUGUUGAUAUUGAGCCCUCAAAGGGUUUUGUUGACACAUUCAAGUUGGUGAGAGUUAACCACGUUGCGGUACAAGGGGAUAACGAUGAGGAUGAAGAGGAAGGGGAACUGUACUUUACAUUUGAAUUGUAUUCGUCAGAGAUAAGAGCAUGGAGGAAAUCCAAUGAAACAUGCCAAUGUUAUAGCAAGUUGGUCAAUAAUGAAGGGAUAUACAUAGGGGGUGUCUUGCAUUGGCUCCAUGGUGACCAAGUCCUCACUUUUGAUGUUGAGAAUGAGUUUUCUUGGUUGGUUCCGGCACCGAUUCCGGUGUCGGAGUUUAUGGCUGUUCCUGAAGUAUGCAUUGGGGAAUCUGAAGGAAGACUGCAGUAUGUGGUUGUGUCAGAGCAGGGUGUGCAUGUGUGGGGUCUUGAGGAUUGUUAUGAGGAUAAAUGGAUUCUUGUGUAUUGUAAGUCUCUGGAGGAGAUUGAAGGAGAAUGGCCUCGGUUCUUUAUAAAUUUGAAGGUGCAUGUGAUGGAGAGGGUGAAUGGCCCGUGGGUGAAUCCUCUAGCCUUCAAAGAUGGGCUCUUGUUAAUGAAGUGUGUGAAUCUGUACCUCUUUGAUGUUAAGAACAACAAAAUGGCUCAGGCUUGCUCCAUUCUGGAUCUGAAAUCACAGUGUAUGCUCAAUCCUACUGUAUUUGCCCAUUCACUGAGCUUGGUUCCAUUAAGUACUGCAUAG